AUGAUAUUUUAUAAGUUAUCUUUGAUAGCUUUAUUUGGAUUGUUUAUGAUUUCGAUGAGUGGUAGUGGUGGUGGAGUUGUCAGUGCUACCAAUACAGCCAAUUGUACAAAUGUCAACGGUGAUAUGUUUUUCAAUCGUUGUUUCAUGAAUGACGAGAUCGGAGCGACACCAUCGAUCUACCCAACUCUCAAGAACAAGUUCCUCUCACUGCGUAUCGCAACCGUUCACAUGUUGCAUCGUGCAUCCUACCCAUUGGUAUUGGGUGUCGGUCUGUACGCAAUCUUCAGACAACGUCGUCCAUGUUUCUGUAACGGUGCUCACAUCGGAAGUUACUACGGUAUGCCAAGUGGUGAUGCAAUGGCCGGUGGUAUCUUGGCUGCAUUCCUCAUUGAUAAAGCACCAUUCUAUCCAAUUUUUGCAAGAAUUUCAGGUAUUCUUUUAAUGAUUUGUGUUUGUUUUGAAAGAACCAUUCUCGGAUAUCACUCUGUUGGACAGGUUAUGACUGGUACAACCAUUGGAUUCUUCUUACAUUUCUAUUCUACACGUGUUCCACAAUGGGUUUUGGUAUUCGAUAUCUUUGCCCAAUGGGUAUUAUCUGCUGUCGCCAUCUUGGUUGACCCAGAUUUAGUAUAUGCAUCAAACGAUCCAAAUAAUUUGUUUGUUUGGUUCAUUUGGGGAGUUUCAUUCCAAUUUUUAGUUUUACUCUAUCUCUUUAGAAUUGGAAAGACUCCAUUCGCCGGAUGGAAGAUAUUAAAGAGAAGUUACAAUUCAAUGUCAAAUCCAGAUCUUAAUAUCCAAUCUGAAGAGGACGAUCAAUUAUUAUUAUUCUCAAUCAAACCAACAAGCGAUGAUAAUGAAUCACAAGAAAGAUUAGCAGCAAGAAUGAAAAUGGAUUCCGAUAUUAUUUUCACAGUAUUUGCUUAUGUCGUUUUCUUUGCCGUCAAUUUCCUAUCGUUCUGUUUCCAACGUUGGAAUUGGGGUGUCAAAUAUUCAAACAGUGCAUCUGGUGGAACACAUAUGUAA
Messenger RNA from Heterostelium album PN500, 1023 nucleotides. Its product is annotated as phosphoesterase. Gene Ontology annotation, molecular function: sphingosine-1-phosphate phosphatase activity. The transcript is spliced from 5 exons. The coding region runs from base 1 to 1023 and encodes 340 amino acids. Lineage: Eukaryota; Evosea; Eumycetozoa; Acytosteliales; Acytosteliaceae. The record is from RefSeq and is a predicted model, not a curated record.